AUGGAGGAGCUUGAGAGUGAGAAAGCUCAGAAAGAAGCUCAAGUCCAAAAGGUGAUGAAGCUUGAGAGUGAGAAAGCUCAGAAAGAAGUUCAAGUCCAAAAGGUGAUGGAGGAGAAUGUGAGGCUACACGCAAUGCUUGACAAGGAGGCGCAGCUCCAGGCCAUGAGCGAGCAGUGCAAGCUCAUGGCGCUGAAUCACCACAACUAG
Molecule: messenger RNA, 207 nt
Organism: Miscanthus lutarioriparius
Lineage: Eukaryota; Viridiplantae; Streptophyta; Magnoliopsida; Poales; Poaceae
Source: the annotation of a GenBank genome assembly